AUGCAACACCCGCACGAGUAUGAAAAACACACUCAGAUGUGCAACACAGACAUGCAACAACCGCACGAGUAUGAAAAACACACUCAGACAUGCAACACAGACAUGCAACAACCGCACGAGUAUGAAAAACACACUCAGACAUGCAACACCCGCACGAGUAUGAAAACACACUCAGACAUGCAACAACCGCACGAGUAUGAAAACACACUCAGACAUGCAACACAGACAUGCAACACCCGCACGAGUAUGAAAACACACUCAGACAUGCAACAACCGCACGAGUAUGAAAACACACUCAGACAUGCAACACCCGCACGAUGCCAAUACUGCUCGUACGUGACGGGUCGGAGGUACGACCUGAACCGGCACAUGCGCACGCACACCGGGGAGAAGCCUUGGUCGUGCCCUUACUGCAAUCACCAGUUCGCCCUCAAACACAACCUCAAGAGUCACCUCAGGACACAUAAGAGAAAUUACCAGCAGCUCCUGUGA
Molecule: messenger RNA, 492 nt
Organism: Penaeus monodon (black tiger shrimp)
Lineage: Eukaryota; Metazoa; Arthropoda; Malacostraca; Decapoda; Penaeidae
Product: zinc finger protein 782-like
Exons: 2
Coding region: 1-492 (163 amino acids)
Biological process (GO): regulation of gene expression
Cellular component (GO): nucleus
Source: RefSeq, a predicted model, not a curated record